This is a messenger RNA of Peronospora belbahrii, 1530 nucleotides long. NCBI's taxonomy places the organism in Eukaryota, Oomycota, Peronosporomycetes, Peronosporales, Peronosporaceae. The record is from the annotation of a GenBank genome assembly.
AUGACGGAGGUAAAGACGGCAUCAGGGACCAACGGCACGGCACCGGCUGCAGCCCAUAGCAACGGUCGUAGUCGUGACACAAAACAUGAAGAUACAAGAAGACGACGUGUAGCACCUGGUGCUAAUGCCACACCAGAAGAACGUGCACGCUACGAGUUAGAACGCAAGAAAGUCGCCAAGUAUAAAGAGGACAAACUGAAGGCACGCCGAGAUCAUACACGUAUGAUCUUGGAAAGCCAUGCACAGGCAAAACGCCGUGCUCUUUUAGGCAAACAGUCGGAGUUUCUUGCCAAUCUUGAGUUUCGUAAUACGCUGCCUGAUAUUCCCUUUGAUACCAAGUUUGUGAAAUAUCCGCAUGAACCAGAACGACUGAUCAAGUACAAGCCCAAUACACUUGAGAUGGACUACACGUACGAGAUUCAUGAAGAGCCUAAUCUUGGAUUGACCAUCGACCUCAUUGACCCGGCCAAGUAUGAAGCACCGGCGGAACCUGAGCCACUGGAAGUUGGUGACGAACAGGUAUUGAUGAUGAAGGAAGACCAUGUUGGCCUCAAGGGUCGAUCGAAAGUCCGUCCAACGGUCUCUUGGCUACGACGUACUGAGUACAUGGGCAACGAUUUGUACGACUCGGUGCAUAAGUUCAAAAGCGAGGCAGAAAUUCAGAAUGUACUGCGCGAAGGCACAGAGAACGCUUUGGCUGAAGUGGUGUCGGUCACAUUAGAAGAUCGUGCUGAAGCUUCCUUCCGCGACAUCAAGGAUCCGAAGCUUUUGGUGCACCCGCACAACAAGACGAAGAAAAUCACCAAGGCGUGGGAUGUCUUCCCAGAUCAGCUUUUGUCUGCCAACAAAUAUGCUAUUCUUUCAUACGAUAUGCUACCUUCCGAAGAUAUUAAAAGCAAGGGAAUUACUAAUCGCGAGGAACGCGCUUUGUUGUGUGGAGUGAACAAAAAAAUUCAAGCUGGCAAUGAGCUUAUUCAGGGCUCUAUCUUGUUGCCUAACACAUCUACAGAAGAGGAGAAGAGUACUGAUCGUGAAAAGUUUUCGUGUCUCCGAGAAUAUCUGAUGUCUGUGGAACCGCUUGAUAGCAGAGAUUCGCAGCAUGUUGUAUUCAUGCUAGACCCUGAGUCCGAUCAGUUCACGUACAGUGAUGUUCUCAACCGCAUUCAGCUACGAAAGAAAAAGAUGAGCGGAGAAGAAAAGCGCCGCCAUGGAGCUGUUGUGUAUCGCCGAGAAUUUUCUGAAGGCGAAAUGGAUCGUCGCACCCAGAUUCUUUUCGACUGCGGAGGAGUCUACGAUGAUCAGCUUGACGAUAAAGAAAGUGUGCGUGAGUUUAAGCGCCGGUGGGCAGAAGAGAGACACACGCCGUUUCCUUCUGAUGACGAAGGAAUAAAGGCCAAGACACCUUUGCAUGAUGAAACGUCGCUUGAGAAGCCAGACAUUUCUGCUGCAAAAAGUGAUGGCAGCGAUAGUCCGAUUCCGCAUAAUGCCGGCAGUGCUAGCCCAGUGAUCAGCGACAGCGAUAGCGAUUAG